Messenger RNA from Nematolebias whitei (Rio pearlfish), 2080 nucleotides. Its product is annotated as GTPase IMAP family member 8. The coding region runs from base 1 to 1890 and encodes 629 amino acids. The transcript has 5 exons. The record is from RefSeq and is a predicted model, not a curated record. NCBI's taxonomy places the organism in Eukaryota, Metazoa, Chordata, Actinopteri, Cyprinodontiformes, Rivulidae. Gene Ontology annotation, molecular function: GTP binding.
AUGAUUGAGCUCAUUCCUCUGCUUUAUAUUCUUGCUAGAGGUUUGCAACUUCUCACAACAAGCACAAAAUCAGAGAACGUUGGUGGAAAAGCCCGACGAGACCAUUUAAGACUGGUGUUAAUUGGUGCCCAGUACGCAGCCAAAAGCUCUGCAGGCAACACCAUUCUGGGGAAAAAUGCAUUUGAUGUAAAUAAUGGUGGCAAAAGAAAGAUAUUCUGUGAAAUAAGUCACAGUGUGGUCGCAGACAGGAGACUGACGGUGGUUGAUUCUCCUGGAUGGUUCCGCCCUCUGAGCCUUCAGGACACCAGUGAGAUGGACAAACUUGAAAUAGAGAGCAGCAUGAAUCUGUGUUCUCCAGGACCACAUGCAGUGCUGCUUGUGAUUCCUGUGGCAACAGCAAUCAAUCCCUCAUAUCUGAGAUCUGUUCAGGAACACAUGAGUCUGUUCAGAAAAGAAAUCUGGAAACACACCGUUGUUCUGCUCACCAGAGGAGACUGGCUCGGAGUGAAGACUGUGGAGGAGCGUAUAGAGAGUGAGGAGGGUCUGCAGUGGAUCAUGAACAAGUGUGAGAACAGGUAUCAUGUCCUGAACAACAAGGACCGUGGUGAUAACUCUCAGGUAAAGGAGCUCCUGGAGAAGAUUGAAGAGAUGUGUGCAGGAAAUGAAAAUCCUUACUACGAGGUCGACCUGAGCCGAGCAACAGAACUAGAAGCCAAGAAAGAAGCUGGAGACAAGAAGGCCAGAAGGAUAAAGAAGAUAACUGGGAGACAGGCGAGAGUUCUGAAAGAGCUGUAUGGAGACACAAGACAGUCAAUCACUGACAUGAAGAUCGUGCUUGUUGGACAAAAAUGUUCAGGAAAGAGUACGGCAGGAAAUAUGAUCCUUUUAAAUGAAAAAUUCAACAUCAGUUUUUACAUCAGUCCGCUGCAGAAGGACGUCCAGGAUCAGAGAAGAACUGCAACCUGUGUGAAGCAUGAAGGACAGUUUGAUGAAGUGAAGGUGACGGUUGUAGAAACACCAGGCUGGUUCAGAGACUCCACACCGCCUGACUGGAUCAAAGAUGAAGUUUCCCACAGUGUCUCCAUGUGUGCUCGGGGGCCUCAUGUCUUUCUCCUGGUUGUUCCCGUCCUCAGAUCAUUUACAGAGAAAGAUCUCCAAGAUCUGGUCGAGGUCUUGAAGUGCUUUACAGAGAGAGUGUGGAGACACUGCAUGGUGCUGUUUACCUGGGGAGACUGGAUCAAUGAACGGCCUGUUGAGGACUACAUCACCAGAGAGGGCAGAUACAUCCAGGAGCUUUUGGAAAAGUGUGGAAACAGAUACCAUGUUCUCAAUGGCUUUCACUUUGGAGAUCCUGUUCAAGUUAAAGAGCUGUUUCAGAAAAUUAUUGACUUGGUAACACAAAACAAGGGACGCUUCGCAACUAAAGGCAAACAAAACAAAUUUCAAAUUUUACCUUGGCAAAAAGGAAUGAUAGAAGAGGAAUGGAAGAGGAGGGAGCAGCAGCUGGUUGAGAGAAUGAUGAAAGCUUUGGAGAAAGAACCAGAAGAACAAACUGUUCCUUCUGUGAGGAUUGAAUGUAGCAUGGAUGACCGACCUGACUUGAGCGGAGAUAUUGCCUCAGAAAUUGGGACCGUUUCCGAUUUCAGGAACCAACGAGCUCAUGACCAAGUCUCUGAAUGGCUGAUGAACAGUGUUAGACCGCCUAAGAUCUCCUCUGGCAUCAGCAGUGUUUGUUCCUCAGCAGCUUAUAUGGAAAGUUUUGACGAAGUUCCAUUAAUUGAUAAAAAUAAGCCAACAACUAGUUCUUUCCUAGAGAAGAGUGAAGUUGUUUCUCGUCAAAUGAGCUUCUUCUCAAACGCUGCAAAGAUGCAGCGCAGGGCCUCUUGUUAGGCAAAGCAGAUGAGGAAUUUAAAACAAUAAUGGAAUUAAAGCGACACACAGGACACAACAAUUCUAAUGUAAAAAAAAAGAGAAGCAAACAGAUUUUUUUGAUUUCUGAACAUUAUUUUGGAUCUUUUAACAAACACUGCAGAGAUGAUCAUACAGUCUGCUCAUUUUUUUCUAAUUAUCACAUUUUAAU